AUGGAUAAAAACUCAUUACCAUUUGUUGUCGAUACGGCACCUACAACUCCUUCCGAUAAACUUGUGGCGCCCUCAAUAGAGGAAGUAAAUAAUAAUCCUAGCGAAUUAAGAGCUCUUAGAGGACAGGGUAGGUAUUUUGGUGUAAGCGAUGACGACAAAAAUGCUAUCAAAGAAGCUGCACCAAAGUGUAAUAAUUGCUCUCAAAGGGGUCACUUGAAGAAGGAUUGUCCGCAUAUAAUAUGUUCAUAUUGUGGCUCUACAGAUGACCAUUAUUCUCAACAUUGUCCCAAGGCUAUAAAGUGUUCAAAGUGUGACGAAGUGGGUCAUUACAGGUCUCAAUGUCCACACAAAUGGAAAAAAGUGCAGUGCUCUCUCUGUAAAAGUAAUAAACACUCAAAAGAAAGAUGUCCUAGUAUAUGGAGAGCUUAUAUCUUAAUUGAUGAUAAUGAAGCGACAAAACCAAAAGUCCUUCCCUUUCAUACUAUAUAUUGCUACAAUUGUGGUGAAAAGGGGCACUUCGGGGACGAUUGCAAAGAAAAAAGAUCAUCUAGAGUACCUAAUGAGGAUGGAAGCGCGUUUACUGGUUCCAACUUAUCAACUGAGUUAAAACAAGAAUAUUACAGUCAUAUUAACAGAAAUUCAAAAGAAGAUGAAAACUACCAGUUCAGCGGAUCCAUAUACGAUGAGGAGCCACUACCGAGAAUUUCUCACAAAAGACGUUCACACAAUGAUCAUUCAAAUGGUAGCAGAAAUAAAUAUAGAGCAUCAAAUUUCCAUCCACCCCCUUACCAAAAGCGUAAUGUCAUUCAACCCACCAUAAGAGGCGAGACAUUAUCAAUAAGCAACAGCACCAGUAAAAACUCGCGAUAUCAGAAUACAAAGAUCAACGUCUCGUCGGUUUCUGAAAAUAUGUAUGGCUCCAGAUAUAACCCUUCUACAUAUGUUGAUAACAACGACAUUUCCAUCUCUUCCAAUUAUAGAAACUAUAAUUCCUAUCAACCUUAUAGAAGUGGUACCUUGGGCAAAAGAAGAUAA
Saccharomyces mikatae IFO 1815 is the source of this 1035-nucleotide messenger RNA. RefSeq names its product TRAMP complex RNA-binding subunit (gene AIR2). Lineage: Eukaryota; Fungi; Ascomycota; Saccharomycetes; Saccharomycetales; Saccharomycetaceae. Gene Ontology annotation, biological process: polyadenylation-dependent RNA catabolic process. The coding region runs from base 1 to 1035 and encodes 344 amino acids. Gene Ontology annotation, molecular function: zinc ion binding; nucleic acid binding. The record is from RefSeq and is a predicted model, not a curated record. The transcript has a single exon.